Molecule: messenger RNA, 1754 nt
Organism: Camponotus floridanus (Florida carpenter ant)
Lineage: Eukaryota; Metazoa; Arthropoda; Insecta; Hymenoptera; Formicidae
Product: cytochrome P450 4V2
Exons: 11
Coding region: 183-1721 (512 amino acids)
Molecular function (GO): heme binding; iron ion binding; oxidoreductase activity, acting on paired donors, with incorporation or reduction of molecular oxygen
Source: RefSeq, a predicted model, not a curated record
AAUUACAUUUAUGCCAGGAAAGAGAUUUGACAGUUGAAAAAGUUCCAGACGAAAAAUUUGAUGAAAAGAAGACAGUCUGUACUCAGAAUACGUAAUUUCACACCAUUCAGCAUACAAUCUUGCACUGUAGAGAGAAAUAGGAGGAGUUUGUAAUUGUGUAACGAAGACAUGAAAAAAAAUCAAUGCCUAUGACAAUGGACUUAAUCUCUUUGAUAUUGUGUGCUGUGCUCGUUAUUUUAAUAAUUCCUGCCUUCUUAUCUACAAUAUAUCAUCAAUAUGUUCUUCGACAAAAGCUCAAGAAUAUUCCUCAAUGUGGCACAUUUCCUUUUGGCAUAGCAUUUGAAAUCUUAAAACUGACGGAUUAUGAACGCAUACAAUGGGCUGCAGAACGUAUGCUACGAUUUAAAGAAGGAAUCUUUGUAUUUUGGAUAGGCAUGAGUCCAUUUAUUAAUCUCUAUAAACCUGAAUUAUUAGAGGUUAUUCUGCAUAGCACAGUAAAUAUCGACAAAGGACAUCCAUAUAAUUUGAUGGAAUCUUGGUUAGGCAAAGGACUUCUAACUUCUACACGAAAACAAUGGUUCCAUGACAGAAAAUUGAUCGGACCAACAUUCCAUUUUAGUAUAUUAGAGCAAUUUGCUGUAGUUAUGUCCGAAAAAGCAGAAAUCUUAAUAAAAUGUCUCGAGAAGGAGAUAGCAAAGAAUCCAAAGAAGGCUAUCAAUAUUUUUCCUUUCGCUAAUAAUGUUGCUCUCGAUGUUAUAUGUGAAACGGCAAUGGGUGUGGAUGUACAUGCUCAAGAAUAUGAAACCAAGUAUACCGCAACAAUACAUAGAGGUUCUAAAUUAGUAUUAGAUCGAUUAUUUCAACCAUGGUUAUGGUCAGAUUGGUUGUAUGGCUUAGUACCUUCAGGAAAGAAAUAUAAAUCAGGACUUAAUACAAUACAUAAAUUUACAGGAGAUGUAAUACGUAAGAAAAAAAUUACACGAUUGCAAAACGAUUUUGCCAAAGCGGAAAAUAAAAAUGAUGAACUUGGUAUAGGUAAGCGGAAAAGGAAAGCUUUUCUAGAUCUAUUACUAGAUCAAAAUGAAAAGGACGAAGCUCCAUUAACCGAUGAUGAAUUGAGGGCACAAGUCGACACAUUCAUGUUCGAGGGUCACGACACAACUGCGGUUGCGAUAACCUGGACGCUCUUUCUUUUGGGCAAUAAUCUAGAGCAUCAAGAAAAAGUUCAUGAAGAACUCAAUGAAGUUUUCAAAGAUUCAGAAACACCAGCCAGUAUAAAUGAACUAUCGCAAUUAAAGUAUCUUGAUAGGAUCAUAAAGGAAACGCUCAGAAUAUUUCCAAGUGUACCCUUAGUCACAAGGAAAUUAUCGGAAGAUGUAAAAAUAGGUAAUUAUACGUUUCCAAAAGGUAUUACAGUUGUAUUGGCAAUCGCAUUAGUGCACAGAAAUCCGGAAGUUUGGCCAGAUCCAUUCAAAUUCGAUCCAGAUCGGUUUCUUCCGGAAAAUUUAAAUAGAAAUCCGUAUGCCUACAUUCCAUUCAGCGCCGGACCAAGAAACUGUAUCGGUCAGAAAUUUGCUUUACUCGAAGAGAAAACAAUAUUAACAGCUAUUCUAAGAAAAUGGAGAGUAAAAAGUGUCAAAAACCUAGAUACAAUUAAAUACGGGGCCACCCUUAUUUUCCGACCAAGUGAAGACAUAUUCAUCCAUUUCACGCCAAAGUAAUAAUCAAUAUACCAGUAAAUAUCCAUUUCUUAA